AUGUCACAUAAUCAUUUUGCUAGUUAUUUGGCUACGCCAGAUGAUAAACAUGACAAUGAGUCUAGUAGUCAUCCUUCUAGUCAUCAAAAUACGGCUGAAAUUAACGGUGCUAACGAUAUGGAAAUCGAUUUGGAAUUAGAUGGAUCGAAUCAGCUGGAUUCUAACUUCCAAAUACCCAAUACAAGUUCAAAUUCAAAUGAUUAUACAGAAGAUGUUACAUUUACCAAUACAGCUACAAAUACAGAUGCAACUGCAAAUGCAACUGCAAAUGGAUAUGUAAAUACACAUACAAAUGCAAAUUGUGCCACUGAAUUGUCAUGGUUACAAACAAAAGAUUUACAAAUAGAAAUAUUCAAUUUGAUUAAAUCACUGAGUCAAGAUUAUAACACUUCCAAUGCAACCAUAAAUUCUAAUGACCGUAAGGUUAAUGGAGAAGAUUUAUGGAAUUCAUUACAACAACAACAUUUGGAUAAUACUCAUACUGCUACACCAAAGGAUAAAAUCAUUCAUAUACAAAAUGAUAAUUCAAAUCUUAAUAUAUCGCCAUCGAUGGGGUAUAAUAAUGUUUGUAUGAAUCAUUCCUCCUCAGAUUGUUAUGGUAUUGAUAAAGAAAAAAUAAUCAAUGUUUUAAAUGAUUCAUUGUCUGCCAUUUCACAUUUGUCACUACAUGCUCAAUUGAAUAUUUUAGAAAAUAAACAAUUAUUAAAUGAUAUCAAUAAAUCAAUUGAAUUGAAUUUAAAUUCGCCAAGUAUUCAUCAUUUAAAUGAAUCUAUAUUGAUUGAUUCCCCAGAUUUAAUUGAAAGACAGCAUUCCAAUGUACAAGAGGCCUCUACCAAUGUAUCUAAUACUACUGCUGAUAAUAGUAAUACAAAUACAAAUACAACUGUUAAUUCUUCUAAUAAAAUUCAAAAAUUUUAUUCAACAAAUAAUUCUUCAACAAGUACUACUAGUAUUAGUAGUAAUAGUAUAAUAUCUUCUAAUAAAAAUCAAUCCUAUAGAAAUUCAAUUUCCCCUGUAACUUCACCAAACAAAAUUAAGAAAUCAUUAAAUUCAAAUGUUAAAAUUACAAAUAUAAUUACAAAUUCAAAUUCAAAUUCAAAUAUCUUACCAAAUAAAUCAAAUUAUAUUAGUAAAAACACUUCGAAAUUUACCAAUGUGUUUCAAAUAGAUAUGGACAAAAAUAAUAAUAUUCAUAAAAAUUUAACAAACAAUAUUGCUAAUAGCGUCACCUCGACCACCACUAAUAAUAACAAUAACAAUAAUAACAAUAAUAUUAAUAUAAACAACAAUAAUAACAAUAACAAUAAUUUUUAUUCAAAAAUAAUUAACUCAAAUACAAGUUAUAAAAACUUUAAUUAUAAAAAUUCAAGUACUUUCAUAAAACAUGUAAAUCCUUCAUCCUCCAUUUCAAAUUCAAAUUCAAAUUCCACUCCAAGUCCUUUCAUUAGUCCCCCUUAUAGAACUGACCAACAAGAUCAACCCACCGCUAUUCAAAAUAAUACGAACAAUAACAAGAAAAAGCCUGUAAAGUAUCAUGUUUUCAAAUUCAUCGAUGAUUCAAGAGAAAUUUCAAAGAGAUAA
Henningerozyma blattae CBS 6284 is the source of this 1581-nucleotide messenger RNA. RefSeq lists its product as uncharacterized. NCBI's taxonomy places the organism in Eukaryota, Fungi, Ascomycota, Saccharomycetes, Saccharomycetales, Saccharomycetaceae. The coding region runs from base 1 to 1581 and encodes 526 amino acids. The record is from RefSeq and is a predicted model, not a curated record. The transcript has a single exon.